This is a messenger RNA of Dinoponera quadriceps, 346 nucleotides long. RefSeq lists its product as uncharacterized. NCBI's taxonomy places the organism in Eukaryota, Metazoa, Arthropoda, Insecta, Hymenoptera, Formicidae. The record is from RefSeq and is a predicted model, not a curated record. The transcript is spliced from 2 exons. The coding region runs from base 35 to 346 and encodes 103 amino acids.
UGUACGAUCUUGCAGAGGAGUACUGGGUCAGCAAAUGUCGACUAACAGUAUGAACGUUAUCAUCCUAUUUACUUUGAUGGCAACUUGCGUGGCUACACCGAUUUUCUUCGCUCAUCCUGAAACAGUUCUCGCCCAUCCAGCUGUCUUGAUUAACUCCGCAAUGGAAGAUAGUUUGCCUAACGAAUUGCGAAAUGAUUUCUAUAAAAAUCCAAACAUUGCAGCUGGUCUCGCUAAAGAGUCCUGGUUUAUCGGUAAAGAAACGCAGGUACUCGACAGAGAAACGGAUAAAAUACCCAGAGAAAAAAUCUUCAGUGCACUACAUAAUGCCGGAUUAGUUCGUAGAUAA